Molecule: messenger RNA, 3186 nt
Organism: Verticillium dahliae VdLs.17
Lineage: Eukaryota; Fungi; Ascomycota; Sordariomycetes; Glomerellales; Plectosphaerellaceae
Product: DNA excision repair protein ERCC-6
Exons: 2
Coding region: 1-3186 (1061 amino acids)
Molecular function (GO): ATP binding; ATP-dependent chromatin remodeler activity
Source: RefSeq, a predicted model, not a curated record
AUGGCGCCCAACAAGCCUGCCAGCGUGAUCGAGGUUCUCUCCGAUGAUGAACCCGCCGCGGAGCGCGACGCGACGGCGCAGCCUAGCGCCAGGGCUCUCGGAAAGCGCAAGCUCGUCCCUGACUUUGAGGAAAAGGUCGUGUGGGACGCCGACUCGGAUGACGGCCUGGAUCUGAACGUGAAAAAGAAGCGAAAAGCAGGCGCCAGGCCAAAGAGCAAGGGUACGGGCAAGGGCAAGGGCAAGAAGGUGCCCAAGGACGAAGAGGCGAAGGAGGAAGAGGGCGAGGAAGCGGUGGCGGCAGCGGAAACAGACCAGCGGGAUGACUACGAGGUCGCCGGUGCGCCAGACUAUCUCCGCGAGCGGAGGCGGGCGUUCGACUCGAGACGCGAAGCGCUGCGGGAGGCCGGACUCCUGCUGCCGCCCGACUACGCCGAUGUCGAUUUCUCAGACGACGACGACGACGCCGCCGCGGUGCCCGUGCGGCCGCAGUUUGACGAGAGCGCGGGCGUCAGGCCGUGUCGGCCGUGCGAGGACGUCGAGCUCGAGUACUCGGGCGGCGUCCUGCCGGCGCCGCUGGCGCGGUACCUGCGCGACUACCAGGUCGCCGGCGUCAAGUUCCUGCACAGGCUCUUCGUGUACCAGAACGGGGGCGUGCUGGGCGACGACAUGGGCCUCGGCAAGACGGUGCAGGUCGCCGCGUUCCUGACGGCCGCGUUUGGCAAGACGGGCGACGCGCGCGACGGCAAGCGCAUGAGGAAGAUGAGGCGGGAUGCGCGCCGGUGGUAUCCCCGCGUGCUCAUCAUCUGCCCCGGCUCGCUCAUUGAGAACUGGAAGAACGAGCUGAAUCGCUGGGGCUGGUGGUCCAUUGACCUGUUCCACGGCUCGACCGCGCAGAAGGAGGACGUGCUGGGCGCGGCGCGGGCCGGCAUGCUGGAGAUCAUGGUGACCACGUACCAGACGUACAAGAAUCACGCCAGCUCCAUCAACACGAUCCAGUGGGACGCCGUCGUGGCAGAUGAGUGUCAUGCGCUGAAGAGGGGCUCGGCCGAGAUCACGAAGGCCAUGAACCAGAUCAACGCCCUGUGCCGCAUAGGUCUCACGGGCACAGCCAUACAGAACAACUACACAGAGCUCUGGACGUUGCUCAACUGGACCAACCCAGGACACUUUGGCACGGCAGGCGAAUGGGACCGGACGAUCGCAGGGCCUCUCCGGCUGGGGCAGUCCCACGACGCCACAUUCUAUCAACUGCGCAACGCACGCAUAACAGCGAAGAAGCUGGUGACCAACCUCCUCCCAGGGUUCUUCCUCCGACGGAUGAAGUCUCUGAUUGCGCAUCAACUCCCCAAAAAGAGUGACAGGGUCGUCUUCUGCCCGCUGACGGAGGACCAGCGGGCCGCUUACAAACGAUUCAUAGGACAGCCAGAGAUCGAGCUGCUCCGUACGCUUUCGCAUCACUGUGCGUGCGGGUCUGGCAAGAAGCGAGGCUGGUGUUGCGAUGCGACGGUGGCGGACGGCAGGUCAUGGCAAUCCAUCAUCUUCCCCUCCGUGACGACGUUGCAGAAGCUUGCGAAUCACCUCAUGCUGCUCGUGCCCCCCAGCACGGAACCCGACGAUAAGCAGGCACGGCAGACUAAGAUUCUGCGCGACUGCUGCCCGGAGACAUGGCAAGAACUGCUGAGCAACCGGGACGCCAUCAUGAACCUUGCCAAUCCAGAGUUUUGCGGCAAGUGGAAAGUCCUGAAGAAGCUACUCAAGUUCUGGCACGAGAACGGCGACAAGGUCCUCGUCUUCUCCCACAGCGUCCGGCUGCUGAGAAUCUUGCAGCACCUCUUCAGCAACACGAGCUACAACGUGACCUACUUGGACGGGUCUCUCUCCUACGUCGAGAGGCAACGAGCAGUCGACGACUUCAACUCUGACCCCGGCCAGUUCGUCUUCCUCAUCUCGGCCAAGGCCGGCGGUGUUGGGCUCAACAUCACGGCAGCCAACAAGGUUGUCAUUGUCGACCCUCACUGGAACCCGUCCUAUGACUUGCAGGCCCAGGACCGCGCCUACCGCAUUGGUCAGCGGCGAGAUGUCGACGUCUUUCGCCUCGUGUCCUCGGGCACGAUCGAGGAGAUUGUGUACGCGCGGCAGAUUUACAAGCAACAGCAGGCCAACAUUGGCUACACGGCUUCCUCCGAGCGGCGCUAUUUUCAAGGCGUGCAGGAGGACGAGAACCGCAAGGGCGAGAUAUUCGGCCUCGCGAACCUCUUCACCUUUCGGCAAGACCGACUCGUCAUCCGCGACAUUGUCAACAAGACCAACAUUGCGGAAGCAAGGGCCGGCAACGGUAUUGCCGUGUCGGGCAUGGACAUGGAGCAGGCGGCAAACGACGAAGAGACUACGUGGAUGAAGCGAGAGGGUCCAGAGGGUGGCAGUGCCGAGGACGGGGGCAUGUCGCAGCUCGCGAGUCUACUGACGGCACGCGACGCGGACGGGGCGGCGGUGCAGCCGCAGCAACGAUCGGCCAAGAGCGAUGCCAUCCAGGCCAUCCUUUCCUCUGCCGGCGUCGAGUACACGCACGAGAACUCCGAGGUCAUCGGCACGUCCAAGAUUGAGGAGCAGCUGUCUCGCGCCGCCGAGAUGGCGUCCCAGGCGGACAACCCUGACGGCAACAGCGCCCUCUUCGGCGACCAGCUGCUCGGGCGCGUGAUGGACGCCAGGGCCGACGGCAGGCUGAGGCGCUACCGGUACAACCCGCCCGAGGACGUGAUGCGGCGGCAGUUUUGCAGCAUGGCGCGCGAGUUUGGCUUCGCCAAUGCGACGCAGUUUGCGCUCGUUGUGGAGAACUGGACGCAGGAGCAGCGGCGCAACUGCCUCGAUGCGUUUUAUCGCGUCAGGGAAGGCAAGCUCAUGGCCGAGGAGUCAACCUCGCGGGAGAGGCCGAGUCCCGAACGCACGUCCAGGGCGAGCGAGGCGGUCAAGGUGGAAACCGCAGAUCAGGGAGGGAGCCCGAGGCUUGCUGAGGCGCAGCGGGAGCUCGUCGAGGCGGAGGCCGCCCGGGAAAGUUCCGAGGUCAAGACAGAGGGCAGCUGUAAGGUUGAAGCGGCCGACACGAUGGUCAAGACGGAGUCGUCUUCGGCAAAAAGGGCAUCAGUGUUCAUUUACGAUACGGAUGAUGAUGAGACGGACGAGCUCUAA